Medicago truncatula (barrel medic) is the source of this 1149-nucleotide messenger RNA. Its product is annotated as protein STRICTOSIDINE SYNTHASE-LIKE 12. The transcript is spliced from 3 exons. Lineage: Eukaryota; Viridiplantae; Streptophyta; Magnoliopsida; Fabales; Fabaceae. Gene Ontology annotation, cellular component: endomembrane system. Bases 73 to 1083 code for a protein of 336 amino acids. Gene Ontology annotation, molecular function: hydrolase activity. The record is from RefSeq and is a predicted model, not a curated record.
UGCUUAGUUCAUAGUUAGGACUCACACCUUACAAAGUUACAUCAAAGAUCAUUAAACUUGUUAUUGGCAGUCAUGUUGAAUAUGGCAAUGGUUGUGACUGCAACCACUCUUGUUAUCUUACUAUUGUGUUCUCAAUCAUCAGUAGCUAUAUUACUGAACAAGCUUCAGCUACCGUCACCAGUGACAGGACCUGAGUCACUUGCAUUUGAUAAAAACGGUGAAGGACCUUAUGUUGGUUCCUCUGAUGGAAGAAUUUUUAAAUAUAAUGGUCCAGAUGUAGGUUUCAAGGAAUAUGCUUACACGUCCCCAAACAGGAACAAGACGGUCUGUGAUGGACUUUCUGACUUCUCAGCAGUCCAAGCAACAUGUGGAAGGCCAUUAGGAUUGGGUUUCAAUCAUCAGACAGGCGAUUUGUACGUAGCUGAUGCUUAUUUGGGGCUUGUUAAGGUUAGUCCCGAUGGAGGGAAUGUAACACAGUUAGUUGGACCUGCCCAAGCAAAUUCUACAAUGUUUGCUGAUGGUUUGGAUGUAGAUCCUGACACAGGAAUCGUUUAUUUUACCGUAGCUAGCACUAACUUCCAACUCAAGGAUUACCAAACACUGGUAACCAGUGGAGAUAGUUCGGGAAGCUUACUGAGAUAUGAUCCUAGCACCAACCAAACGACGGUGUUGCUAAGCAAUCUUUCAAUGCCAUCUGGUGUGGCAGUAAGCAAAGAUGGCUCAUUUGUACUUGUUGGUGAAUACCUAUCAAACAGAAUCCAAAGAGUAUGGCUGAAAGGACCAAGAGCAAAUUCAUCAGAACUAUUCAUGCUACUUACUGGAAGACCAAAUAACAUCAAGAGGAAUUCAGCAGGCCAAUUUUGGAUUUCAGUGCAUAGUGUUUUAGGAUUAGGACUGCCAAUAUCUCCAAGGCGUACGGCUUUGCCUCGCGGAGUCAGAGUGUCUGAAAAUCGUAUAAUUUUACAAAUUGCAUCUCUUGUUGCCGAGUAUGGUAUUGAACCAGCUAGUGAGGUUCAAGAGUACAAUGGAAAACUCUAUGCUGGCUCCCUGCUCGCUUCUUAUGCUAGCAUUUUUAUCGGCUAGAGUAUUUUAUGUAUUGCUAUGACAGAAAAUAAUACAUGGGGACUAAAAGAAAAUUAUUGAUCAAUA